This is a messenger RNA of Penicillium cinerascens, 1746 nucleotides long. RefSeq names its product CAIB/BAIF family enzyme. NCBI's taxonomy places the organism in Eukaryota, Fungi, Ascomycota, Eurotiomycetes, Eurotiales, Aspergillaceae. Bases 1 to 1746 code for a protein of 581 amino acids. The record is from RefSeq and is a predicted model, not a curated record. Gene Ontology annotation, molecular function: catalytic activity. The transcript is spliced from 4 exons.
AUGGCAAGCAACGAGGAAGCCAGUGGUACACGCUACUCACCGGUCCUUGAGACCAGUCGCAUUUUCUCCGAUCUCUGCGAACAAUCGGAACGCCUCAACCUGCCGUCCGAGGUUCUGGCCAACAAAGACCGGGUAUCCUUUUCCACCAGCCAUAAUGAAAUUUACUUCCCGAUCCCCUUCAAAGAGACCGAGACUUUGGCAGCGCUGAAGGGUAUAGAGGGCUCUGUGGCUGCUGCCAUUGCGGAUCUGCGUUUCGGACAGAAUGCGCAGCCGCGCGGCGUGCAGGUCAGCCUGGAGGGCGCGACGGCUUUUGGAUGCCAGGCCUACAUAGCAAAGCUGGAUGGGCUGUCAAAACUGGAUCCCAACGUCAAGUCUAGAUUGAAGAAUACGGAUCUGUUGGCUGCUCAAUCGAAUGGAUACCGACGCAUGUCGGCCAACUUGUACAAGACAAAGAACCCUGGCGAGUUCUACCACAUCCACGGCUCUCUGGAAGCCACGACAACGUUGAAUAUGAUUGGCUUGGAGGGCCACCGCCCUGAUUUGACGGAUUACGAGGAGAUCAUCAAGGUCAUUGAGGGUCAGGUGCAGAAGUACUCCGUUUCCGAGCUGGAAGAAAUGAACAAGGAGAGACGCCAAGCUGGUGUCCCAGCACUGAAGCACGAAGAAUUUAUCAAAACUCCUCACGGCAAACUCAAUGUGCAAGAACCUCCAUGGAAAGUCACUCAACUCCCAGGCAACCUGCCCCCAACCCCAUUCCCAUCAAUCCGCAACGGCAGCAAGAAGAUCCUCGAAGGUGUCAAGGUCCUUGAGAUGUGCCGCAUCAUCGCAGGCCCCACCGUCACCCGCAUCCUGGCCGAGUACGGCGCCGACGUGCUGAAGAUCACCAGCCCGAACCUAUCAGACGUGCCCUUCUUCCAGGUCGACGGCAACAUGGGAAAACACGCCGCAGACCUCGACUUGAAGACUGAGGCCGGACGAGCUGAGUUCGAGAAGCUGCUGGCCGACGCGGACGUCAUCGUGGAUGGAUAUCGUCCUGGAGCAUUGGAGAAGCUCGGAUACGGCCCGCAGGCCAUGGCUGCUCUGGCCGAGAAGCGCGGAAAGGGCAUUGUCUACGUGAACGAGAAUUGUUUCGGCUACGAGGGUGAAUGGGCCGGCCGUGCUGGCUGGCAGCAGAUUGCAGACUGCGUAACUGGCAUCGCUUGGGCCCAAGGUCAAUUCAUGGGCCUCUCUACCCCAGUCGUACCCCCAUUCCCAAUCUCCGACUACGGCACAGGCUGCAUGGGCGCCAUCGCCGCACUCUCUGGCCUCUACCACCGAGCCAAGACCGGUGGCUCAUACCAUGGCAAGGCAUCGUUGAUGCACUAUGAUCUGCUUCUCUUCGCCGUGGGUCAGUACUCCGCCGAGGUGCAGGAACAACUGCGUGCUUCACAGCCGCCCGAGUUCUUCAAGCUGCGGCACUGCGACAGCGUCGACCGGAUCGGGUCGACGGUGCUCAAGGGCAUGAAGGAGCGGUUCCCGCAUCUGUAUGCGUCUGCUGGUGAGGGGCCUGAGGGUCGUAAGCCGUUGGUGGAGAAGUGGUUCUCGCGUGCUUAUAAUGCGGAUAUUGAGGUUGUAAGCCCGGUUGCUGCUGUUGAGGGUGUGGAGAAUCGGUUCGUCAGGGCCAGUCGGCCCAAUGGCGCAGAUCGGGCUUCCUGGGAGGAUUUCAAGGUUGACGGAGAGGGCAAGGGUGAUGUGAAGAAAUGUUGA